AUGGCUACAAUGAGAUACGAAUGCGUAUCAAAUUCGGCGGAUUCAUUAGCAAUAAUUGAUCAGACAAGUGUUUAUAAUGCGGAACAAAUCGAUGAUGCCGCUCUAAUUACUAUUAAUAAUGAUAACAUCGAUCAUAUCUUCAUGGAUGAUAUUACUUGGCAAAAUAUCUUUCAGGAUACACGAUAUUCACAAAGACAACAACGAUUUUGUAUAGGUUUUCUCAUUUCAAUGAUUUGCAUAAUGUUGAUUCUUUUGAUUUCAUUAUUUUCGGGUUUUGGUAAAGUUAUUUUCAAUGUUGUUGCAUAUCAGGAAAAAUCACGUCAUGGCCUUAUGAUGAUACCAAAUAUUCGGAAACGACCGCUUAAUAUAUUUUAUUUUAAUAUACGAAAUGAAACAGCAAAUGAGGAGUAUGUAAAAGAAAUAGAUGAAUAUCUUUCAAAAUAUGCUGAAAAUCAAGAAAUAAUGAGAGAAUUUCUGAAGAUUUGUACGAUAGAGGAACAAAGCGAUAAGAAACGUUGGUGCUCAUUUGAUAUUCAACAACAAUUUCAUUCCGAUUGUUCCAAAACAACUAAUUACGGCUAUAAUUCCGGCAAUCCAUGCGUGCUAUUCAUUUUUGAUAACCGAUUGGGUUGGAAGCCUAAUAUGAAAAGUAAAACGGAUUAUUUGCCAUUCUUUUGUCGCAUGCAAUAUCGAUAUUCUUCAAACAGUUAUACGAAUAUCACCUACUAUCCAUCGCUGCCAACAUCAAUGCGUAACGGUGGUUUUCAAAUGAAUUUGAUACCAAAUCAAAAAAUUACCGAUAAUGAUGGUAAUGAAAUUAUUGGAAAAGAUGGAAAUAUUCUUUACACUUUACCACCAUUGGUAAUGGCAAAAAUGACAUUUCGGGAUGCGUUAGAACAAAAUGGAAACGGUGAUUUGGGUCCAUUUACGAUGGACUGUCGAAUAAAAGAUAAUGUGGUUGGAUAUCAGUUUGAUAAUAUUCAAAGUUUCAACGGCCAAACAGCUAUUUCUUUUGACUUCGUCCCACAAUUUUCAUGA
Messenger RNA from Cercopithifilaria johnstoni, 1038 nucleotides. The record is from the annotation of a GenBank genome assembly. Lineage: Eukaryota; Metazoa; Nematoda; Chromadorea; Rhabditida; Onchocercidae.